UUUCCCUUUCGCUCAGGUUUCGAGUUGGCCAUCGGAGCGGAGCUUCUCGCCUUUGCAUUUCACAGUGCUGCGGCUUUUUAGUAAGGUCCACUUUUUACAGCGAUCUCGUGCCGUGCAAAUGCAACAACCGUAAGAUUAGUGAGAGGUGACUGCGUGUAACUUUACUACGUGUGUCUUUCUGGAUCCGCCGGAUUCCAACCAUUACCUAGUGCUAAACCAGCGAAAGGACUUCCCGCUGGAGGACUGCAAUCUUGUUUUCGCCGUGUUCCAUCCGUGUGGAUUGUGAAGUGUUCCUUUGUUGAGUGCGUGUGUGAUUCGUGACCCCUCAAACCGCUUGCAGAAGGAGGAAUUCAAAAGAUGAGUGCUACUCAAGCUGCUGCCGUCGCCGCCCCUGCGCCGGUUCUGAAGAAAGGAAUCGUCAAGCAGGUUCUCUCUGGAGACUCGGUGAUAAUCCGUGGUCAGCCGAAGGGUGGACCCCCACCGGAGAAACAGAUCAACUUUUCCGGCGUGAUCGCACCGAAACUUGCCCGUCGCCCUACCAGCAAUUCCACGGAUGCAUCGAAAGACGAACCGUACGCCUGGGAAGCCCGCGAAUACCUCCGUCAACGGUUGAUUGGCCAAGAGGUGUAUUUCUAUGCCGAACGCCCGCCGAAUGCCAACCGUGAUUAUGGCUACGUUUGUCUCGGGAAGGAUCAGGCCACCGCGGAGAACAUUGUCGAAUCGAUCAUAUCGGAGGGACUAGUAAGUGUUCGCCGGGACGGUGUACGCCAAACUCCUGAACUUGCCCGCCUUAUUGAACUGGAAGAUGCGGCUAAAGCAGCUCGCAAGGGCAAAUGGAGCGAUUCACCACCCUCGGAACACGUGCGCAACAUAACCUGGAACAUUGAAAACUCGAAGGCGUUCUGUGACCAGCAUGGUGGUAAACCCAUCAAAGCUAUCAUCGAGCAUGUCCGAGAUGGAUCAACUGUGCGUGCAUUCCUGCUGCCUGGUUUCCAGCAUAUUACCCUGAUGAUGUCCGGAAUUCGAUGCCCUGGUUUCAAGCUUGAUGGUGAUGGAAAACCUGAUACUACAACGGAAGUUCCAUAUGCAGAGGAAGCCCGCUAUUUCGUUGAAUCCCGCCUACUACAACGGGACGUAGAAAUCCGCCUAGAAUCGGUUACCAAUACCAACUUUGUCGGUACGAUAAUCUUCCCCAAGGGUAACAUUGCGGAAGCACUACUUCGCGAAGGGUUUGCCAAUUGCGUCGAAUGGAGUAUGCGUUACGUGAAGGAAGGCGUUGAGCGACUCCGUGCUGCCGAAAAACACGCCAAAGCCAACCGGCUACGUCUGUGGAAGGAUUAUCAGGCACCAACCGCCGCCUAUAAUACCAAGGAUAAGGACUUUGCCGGAACGGUUACCGAAGUGUUUAAUGGCGAUGCGAUUGCGGUCAAAAUUAGCAAUACCGUUACCAAGAAGGUAUUCUUUUCGCACAUUAGGCCACCACGUGAGGCAAACCGUGUCCUCACUGAGGAUGGUGCUCCUCCGCCACCUCGCGCCAAGGGAUCCCGCCCACUGUAUGACGUUCCAUGGUUGUUCGAGGCCCGCGAGUUCUUGCGUAAGAAGCUCGUCGGCAAGAAAGUGAACUGUUCGUUAGAUUACGUAUCACCGGCGAGGGACAAUUUCCCGGAAAAAUACCACUACACUGUGACGCUGGCUGGAGUCAACGUAGCGGAAGCACUGGUCGCAAAGGGUUUGGCAAAUGUGAUCGUAAACCGUGAAAAUAACGAUCAGCGAUCGCCGUACUUUGACGAUCUUCGGGCGGCAGAGGAGCAGGCGAAAAAGGGAGGUAAAGGUUUGAACGCGAAGGAUGACAUUCCAACGCAUCGCAUCAACGAUCUAACGGUGGACCACUCGCGCAUCAAGCACCAGUAUCUGCCGUCGUGGCAACGUGCCCUGCGUACUGAAGCCGUGGUCGAAUUCGUGGCCAGUGGUUCCCGCUUCCGAAUCUACUGUCCGAAGGAUAGCUGUCUGGUAACAUUCCUUUUGGCCGGUAUCUCCUGUCCACGUUCGUCUCGACCUGCCAUGAAUGGUGCAUCCGCUCAGGAAGGGGAACCGUUCGGGGACGAAGCGCUCCAGUUCAGUCGUGAGCGAGUGUUACAGCGCGACGUGAGCGUAAAGAUCGAAACUACUGAUAAGGCCGCCACCAGUGUAAUCGGAUGGAUGUGGACCGAAAACAAUGUCAACCUGUCGGUGGCACUCGUGGAGGAAGGUCUUGCCACUGUGCAUUUCACCGCCGAGAAGACGGAACAUUAUCGUGCCCUGGCGGACGCUGAAAGCCGUGCCAAGUCGAAACGUAAGAACAUCUGGAAGGACUAUGUGGAAAAGACCGAAGACGAAAACAAGGAAAACGAAGAGGAAAAGGAAGAUAUCGCUGCGCCCGCCGAUCGGAAGGUCAAGUAUGAGAACGUUGUUAUCACCGAGGUUACACCCGAGAUGCAUUUCUACGCUCAGCACGCUGAUCAGGGUGCUAAGCUGGAGGAGCUGAUGACCAAGUUACGCCAGGAAUUCCGUGCAAUGCCACCGGUUACGGGAGCGUACAACCCAAGGCGCGGAGAUCUGUGUGCGGCGAAAUUCACCGAAGACAACGAAUGGUACCGCGCAAAGGUCGAAAAGAUUGAAAAAGGUGGCAACGCUUCAGUCCUGUACGUCGACUACGGCAACCGUGAGACUCUUCCAACGACCCGCCUAGCAAUGCUUCCGCCUGCCUUCCUGUCGGACAAACCGUACGCGCACGAGUACACAUUGGCGCUGGUUGUCUUGCCAACAGACCCGGACGAUAAGGCUGAUGCCAUCAAGGCCUUUGCCCAGGAUGCGCUCAACAAAACUCUGCAGCUUAACGUCGAGUAUCGCAUCAGUGGUGCCGAGCACGUAACCAUCGUGGACCCUGCCACCAAGUCUGAUCUCGGCAAGGAAUUGAUCGCUGACGGUUUCCUGAUUGCUGAGAAGGGCAAGAAAGAUCGCAGACUGCAGAAGCUGAUAACCGAUUACAAAGAAGCCGAACAAUCUGCUCGCAAGAAUCGCAACGGCAUCUGGCAGUACGGUGACAGCACCGAGGACCAGGCCGGCGAAUUCGGCCUCGGCCGCUAGACUCCGGUCACACAAAAGCGUGAAUGUAUCCCCUGCCCAUCAAGAAAAGAAAAACAACACACACACGUACACGUAUAUAAUAACGACAUUAUUUUCAAGCAAAACACAUUAAUAAGCGUGUUGAGUGGAAACAAAUUCAACUCUUUAAGAUAUUAUUCCAGUUUAUAUUUUUUAAAGAAAACAUUACAAUCAAUACUUCCAAACAUCCACUAGCUAGCAGAAGCGAUACACACUGCUGAGGAGCAAAAUACACAACAGGAAAUCAGUAACAACAGGUGAAACAAGAGAACAAUCAGAACAAUAGUGGCCUCCUUCCCUACAACAACCUAGUUUCAGGCAAGUUUAGCAGCCAACCCGUACUAAGCUGAUAAAAAAUGCUCAUAUUUCUUGGUAUCUAUGCCAUUGCUUGAAACGCGUUCACACAAAUAUAGUUAGAAGGGAGGGAAGUGAAUUCAUCACACAUACACGUACGUACAUACGCAAACAUCAACCACAAACAGUCUGAUUAAUAUUAAACUUCAAGCGGCGAUGCUACCAAGAACAAUUGGUCGGCUUUUAGCGUUCGUCUGGGUUGCGAUAUAAAAAAACAUGAGACGCUUCAGGUAGGAAGAAAGGGAAAAUCAGCUCCGAAAUUAAAUUGUAACAGAUGUUUUGUCCUUAUGUCUUGUAUUUUUUUGCUUAUAGGAUCAAAAAUUUAUUAAAACUUGAGUUUAUGGGUGAAAUAAAA
Molecule: messenger RNA, 3853 nt
Organism: Topomyia yanbarensis
Lineage: Eukaryota; Metazoa; Arthropoda; Insecta; Diptera; Culicidae
Gene: Tudor-SN
Product: staphylococcal nuclease domain-containing protein 1
Exons: 8
Coding region: 358-3126 (922 amino acids)
Biological process (GO): regulatory ncRNA-mediated gene silencing; mRNA catabolic process
Cellular component (GO): RISC complex; nucleus; cytosol
Molecular function (GO): RNA binding; nuclease activity
Source: RefSeq, a predicted model, not a curated record